Thrips palmi is the source of this 2597-nucleotide messenger RNA. RefSeq names its product ATP-dependent RNA helicase DDX54. Gene Ontology annotation, molecular function: RNA binding; ATP binding; RNA helicase activity. The coding region runs from base 142 to 2541 and encodes 799 amino acids. The transcript has 13 exons. The record is from RefSeq and is a predicted model, not a curated record. Lineage: Eukaryota; Metazoa; Arthropoda; Insecta; Thysanoptera; Thripidae. Gene Ontology annotation, cellular component: nucleus.
UGUUAUAUUUCUCAUACCUGGAGAUGAUGGUAGCCUCGCGCAACGUGUCACUGACAGCGCCAGCCUAACCUCCAAAAUUAACGUGGUUAAGGGAAAGCAGUGUUUUUUUAUGAGUUGUCAAGGAUUUGCCGUGUUAUCAAAAUGAAUUCCUCUAAAAAAGUGGAAGACGUGGUGGGGUUUUCCUUGCCCACUGACGGCGAUGAAGGAGAUUUUCCUGUACCGAAGAAAACAUCCCAAAAGGGAGGAGGCUUCCAAUGUUUAGGUUUAAGUUUUGAGAUCCUUAAGGGAAUAAAGAAACGCGGUUACAAAGUUCCGACACCUAUCCAAAGAAAGACGAUUCCUCUUGUAAUGAGUGGAAGAGAUGUUGUGGCCAUGGCCCGCACUGGAAGUGGUAAAACAGCAUGUUUUCUUAUUCCGAUGUUUGAAAAGCUGAAGGUACGAGCUACCAAAGUAGGUGCAAGAGCUUUGAUUCUUUCGCCCACCAGAGAGUUAGCUCUUCAGACUUUAAAAUUUGUACGAGAGAUUGGUCGCUUCACAAGCUUAAAAUCAGUUUGUGUCCUUGGAGGGGAUUCUAUGGAAAACCAAUUCACAGCUAUGCAUGGAAAUCCUGAUAUAAUUAUUGCAACUCCUGGACGGUUUCUUCACUUGUGUGUUGAAAUGGAUCUAAAACUUGAUGCAGUAGAAUAUAUAGUAUUUGAUGAGGCAGACAGGCUUUUUGAAAUGGGUUUUGGAGAACAAAUGAAUGAUAUUUUGGGGAGACUCCCGGAUAGCCGACAAACUUUGUUGUUUUCUGCUACUCUACCCAAAGUAUUGGUUGAAUUUGCUAGAGCUGGACUGGCAGACCCAGUUCUGUUAAGGUUGGAUGUUGAGUCAAAACUGCCUGAACUUCUGAAAUUAGUAUUUUUGAACUGCAGACCUGAAGACAAGGAUGCAGCCCUUCUGGUAUUAUUGAAGCAAGCCAUUGGUAAUGAUUCUCAGAGUGCUAUUUUUGUUGCUACUAAGCAUCAUUGUGAAUAUGUUAGCAUGCUCUUAUCUCAUUCUGGAAUAUCAAAUUCCUGUGUAUAUUCCACCCUAGAUGCUUCAGCCAGAAAAAUAAACGUUGCUAAGUUUGCAAACCGAACAGUCCGGACUUUAAUUGUAACUGAUGUGGCAGCUCGUGGUAUUGAUAUUCCCUUCUUGGAUAAUGUAAUAAACUACAACUUCCCUGCAAAAGCCAAACUUUUUAUUCAUAGAGUGGGUCGGUGCGCUCGAGCAGGCCGCAGUGGAACAGCGUACUCUCUUGUUUCCACUGAAGAACUACCGUACCUACUUGAUUUGCAUUUAUUUUUGGGAAGAGGCAUUCAAAAAGCAAAGACAGCUAUGUAUAUCAAAAAAGAGAAGGAAGAAAAUGGAGACAAUGAGAAUGAUGAAGAUGCAGAUGGAGUGUUUGGUUGUGUUCCGCAACCCUUGAUUGAAGAAGAACAAGCAAAUAUUGAUAUGAUGCUGAUCAAGGAUGUUGAGAUGGAGAGUCAGAAAAGAACAUGUAAAAAUGCCUACUCUCGAUACCUACAGACCCGUACUGGUGCUUCAGUAGAGAGUGUGCGACGCUUGAGAGAGCUUGAUUUUACUAAACUAGGUGCUCAUCCAAUUUUUAAUAAAAUCCAUUGUUUGCCACUGGAAGCUGAUAAACAAACAUUGCUUAGUGCAAUGAAGCAGUAUCGUCCUAAAGGGACUGUCUUUGAGCUGGGAGGUAGUAUUGCUUCCUCACAGUACCAAGCAAUGAAAGCCAAAAGAGAUUUCCAUGACACUAACAUAGGAAAACACAAACUGAAACGAGAAGAGCUCUCAUUGAAAACUGAUGCUGAAUGUUUGGAAUCUCCUCAAGCUUUGACAAGCAGCACCCAGGAUGACAUUGAUGAUACCUUCAGCACAAUAAUCAAUCCAGCUAAAAGAAGAAUUUAUGAUGCUGAAACUAUAAGAGCUAAGAAAAUGAGGAAUAAAAAUAAAGUGGAUGAGAAGCACUACAUUCCAUAUUCUGCACCAGAUAAAUACUUGGAGGAAGGGUUGUCAGUCAAUUUCACCAAGGAUGCAAACGCAGCUUCUCUUGACCUUACUGGUGAUACUGAUGAAAUGAUGAGACACAAAAAGCAGCAAAUGAAGUGGGAUCGCAAGAAGAAGAAGAUGGUUCAAGUUAAUCCGGAGAAAAAGGUUACAAUGAUCAAAACAGAAGCAGGUCAAUGGAUCCCAUCCACUUUUAAGAGUGGCCGUUAUCAAAAUUGGCAGGAAAAGAAUAAGGUUGAGGACAAGGCAGAUAGUAGUGAUGAAGAAGGAGAAGAAAUUCAACGUAAAACCAAGUCUAUUCAUCCCAACACGCACUGGGGCAGACAUAACCAGAAGUUGGAGAGAAAGAAGAGAGACAAAGCACUUCAAAACAGGGAUCAAAUUGUUAAGAAGAGGCUCCGCAAAGAAAAACACAAGGCCUAUGUCAUGGCGAAGCAUGGCGCCAAGGUGGCUAACAUUCAAGCUAAAAAGCGCGAGUUCAGAAGUAAAUUUAAGAGAUGAUGUGGUUUGUACAUGUUUUUAUUUAAAUAAAGCACUAUAUUUCUGGUUCUCUACAA